UUUAUAGCGUUGUCAUGGCAACAUAAACAAGGUGUUACAAUGGCGUUCUCUUGUACCCCACGUGGUUUUUCUUGUCUUUCAAAAAUCAGUGUCUUGUUUAUUAGACCAGAAACACGUAGAUAUACUCGUAGUCUUCACAGGAACCCUUUAAAUAUCCUAACAUCGGAGGAAGCAAGAAAAUCUAGCAGAAAGCCAUCACUGGUUUACCAUGAUUCGAUCAGUGAUGCUGCAAACAAACAAGUACAGCAAACGACACAUAAAAACAUUCGAGUUGAACAUACUAGCCUGAAAAUCACAAAGUAUGAGCAGGUCGAUGACUCUACUGUAUCGACAAAGAAUCCAAGAAGUGCAUUAAGCUCCCAUCUCAGUUCUAAUCCAAAAAAGACUGCCAUUACCAGUACAACAAAAAAAGUUCCAAAAUCUGGUAGAAUGACUGUAUAUUCAAAUGGAGAAGAAUUGGAAGUGGAUAUUGUGGCAGAAAAGUUAGUUGCGGAGAGAACAUUGAGCUCACUUAUCCAAAAUGUUAAGUCUACCAAAGCAAGGCAGGCAUCAGGGAAAAUCCUAUUAGAAGGAGAACGUUUAAUAUCUGAUGCAAUGUGUGCAGGAGUACAUGCUGAAGCAAUUUUCUUCAGCAAUAUUAAACUAUUAACCACCCUACCUUUGAAAAGUCAUACAUCUACGAAGCUUUACCAGGUGAACCAAGCUAAAAUCCAACUUUGGUCAGAUCUGAUAACUAGUCCUGGCAUUAUGGGUGUCUUUGAUGUGAGCAACCUGCAAAACUCCAGUUUUAAUGAAGAUAUCCCAUUAACAAUAAUAUGUGAUAAUGUUAGAGACCCUGGAAAUAUGGGCACUCUCAUAAGAUGUGCAGCAGCAGCAGGUUGUAAAAUGCUUGUUACCACACCAGAUUGUGUUGAUGUUUGGGAUUCCAAGGUUCUUCGGGCUGCCUCUGGAGCACAUUUUAGAACAAAAUUAUCUCUAAACGUGGAUUGGGAUUUGAUUGCUGGAAACUUCGUUACACAGGAUGAUACUGUUCUAUUGGCAGAUUCUUGUGUUCAAGAAAUCUCUACGACAUCGCACCUAGUCGACGGAAAAAACACUUUAGGCAGUCAACUGUCAUGGCUGGAAAGAGAACAUAGCGCAAAAGCUAAAAGUGUAGAAAUUCUCGUAAACGGAAAUGCCCUAUUGCGCGAUUCAUCUUAUUUAGAUGAAAAAAAUCUUCGAAUUUAUAAAAACUUGCCGCUACCCCAUUGUGCAUAUGACAAGUUAAAUCUAGAUGCUGCUUCCAUUACUUUGGUUAUUGGCGGAGAAACUCAUGGCCUUAGUUCUGCAGCCCACAAAUUGGCGCACGACCAUGGGGGUUUAAAGGUUUUCAUUCCACUGGCGAACGAAGUAAACAGCUUGAAUGCUGGUGUAGCCAUGGGUAUCUUGGUAUAUGAAGUACGACGACUGUUCCUACAAAAAAAGAAAACAACUUCUGAAACGCAAAAAACAUAACAAAACAACAUUACAUUUAGUGCCAAUACAUUAUGCA
Molecule: messenger RNA, 1531 nt
Organism: Daphnia carinata
Lineage: Eukaryota; Metazoa; Arthropoda; Branchiopoda; Diplostraca; Daphniidae
Product: rRNA methyltransferase 3, mitochondrial-like
Exons: 5
Coding region: 40-1494 (484 amino acids)
Biological process (GO): RNA processing
Molecular function (GO): RNA methyltransferase activity; RNA binding
Source: RefSeq, a predicted model, not a curated record